UACAUUGGACUUUUUAACGUCCAAUCGCCGACUCUUACGUAUUCAGCCGAGUGUCAUUGCAGUUUUUUCUCUCGCUUGCUCAACAGCUCUCGUUCGUUAUUCAUUCAUUUUGCUCAAUUCUGUCUACUGUUAGUUUGGCCCAUCAAAGUGACUCGUGCGAAAGCAUUCUUUUUAAAUUUUCAUAGUCAUUCCAUUUGAAAAAAAAAACCAAAUCCAGAAAUUCUGGGCUUUGAUUGUGAAAACUACGUGAAACAAAAGUAACCAAUCAAUAGUUAUAAGGAAUAUAGGCAUUAGUGUUUAGUUUUUUUUUUGACCAAAGGAUCUAAUUUGCAAAAUGAAACGUUGGCGGUUUAAUACUCUGCUGCUGAUAGCAAUACUGUCAAGUUGUCUAGUCACCAUUUCAGCGAAUAAUGAUGACGACGAUGAUGGUGUAACAGUAGAAGCCGAAAAAAUUGAACAUCCAAAGCCCGCAUAUGAAUCGUUAGAAUCAGUGAUAAACUAUGAAAGUCCAGUCAUUCAGCCUGGAAAAUUCCACUUUGCCGACCAUUUCGACGAUCCAAACAUAUUCGAUGAGAAAUGGGUGAAAUCAACAGCGAAAAAAGGCGAUGAAAACAGCGAUAAAUACGAUGGCGUAUGGGCGAUUGAAGCACCAGAAAAUCCAAUCCUUCGAAAUGAUCUGGGAUUAGUUUUGAAGAGCAAAGCACGACACUCAGCUGUUUCAUCCCGAUUAGUGAAGCCAUUCGUAUUCACCGACAAACCGCUCAUCGUUCAGUAUGAAGUUCAGUUGCAGGAGGGACAAGAAUGCGGCGGAUCAUAUCUGAAAUUGUUGUCAUCGGGAAAGGAAACGACCGACUUGAAAACGUUCCACGACAAAACGCCAUAUACUAUCAUGUUUGGUCCAGAUAAAUGCGGAAAUGACUAUAAAUUGCAUUUUAUCUUCCGUCACACCAAUCCGUUGAACGGCACAAUUGAAGAGAAACACGCCAAAAAGCCAAAGGAACGCAUUGAAGAGGCAUUCAAUGACAAAAAACCGCAUUUAUACCAAUUGGUCGUGCGACCGGACAACACUUACACUAUUAGCGUCGAUCAUAAAAUUGUGAAUGAAGGUUCGUUGCUCACGGAUUUCACACCGCCCGUUAACCCACCAAAGGAAAUUGACGAUCCAAAAGAUUUCAAACCAGCAAACUGGGAUGAACGUGAGAAGAUACCCGAUCCAACUGCAUCGAAACCAGAAGAUUGGGAUGAAAAUGAACCACCACAAAUCCCAGACAUCACCGCAAACAAACCAGAGGGAUGGCUUGAUGAUGAAGAAGAAAUGAUCGCCGAUCCAGCGGCCAAGAAACCAGAUGACUGGGAUGCUGAAAUUGAUGGUGAAUGGGAAGCUCCAUUGAUUCCAAACCCUAUCUGUGAGAAAGUUGUCGGCUGUGGACUAUGGUCAGCACCUUUGGUUGCUAACCCGAAAUAUCGUGGUAAAUGGCGUGCACCACUCAUCGAUAAUCCAAACUAUCAAGGCAAAUGGGCACCAAAGCGUAUACCAAAUCCAAACUACUUCGAAGAUCCGAACCCAUUCAAAAUGGCAACAAUUUCAGCCAUUGGUCUCGAAUUGUGGUCAAUGUCAAACAACAUUUUGUUCGAUAAUUUGCUCAUCACUGACGAUUACAUCGUUGCCGAAGAAUGGGCCGCAGUCACUUAUGGCUUGAAACGCAAACAAAUUGAUUUGGAAUCGGAAACCAUUGUGCAACGUCUUUUGAAAAUAACCGAUGACAAGCCAUGGCUUUGGGCUGUAUUUGUAUUAGCUGGUGGUUUACCAAUCACCUUAUUCGUUUACUUCCGAUGCUUUAACAAGGAUUCACCGCGUCAAGAGAAAGCAAAAGCAAAGGCAAAGAAGACUGAUGAAGUGCAACCAGACGACGAAGAAGUUGAAGAAGAGUUUGAGGUUGAAGAAGCUGAAACUAAGAGCACUUCUCGGCCAGCCAGCAAAAUGGAUUUGGAAGAGCCAAUUACAACAUUGCAAAAUGAAGACGAUGAAAACGAUGAAGAUGUAGACGAUAUUGAGACAAACCCAGAAUCAGUUCCUAAAGACGGUGCACGAAAGCGAAAGCCACGAAAAGAUUAAAUGAAAGAAGAAGAAACGGCUAGUCGAGAGUUUUAGUUCCAUUGAAAAUUCCACACUUAUAUCGAAUAGAAUCGAUUUGAUUUGAAGGACUGGACAUUGUGACAGUUUAUCACCCAUUUUUUUUACUUUGGCGUAAUAAUUUAUUCGUUUUGUUUUUGGUUUUCAUUUCUUUUAAAGUAUGGUAUCGAUUUUAAGUGCUUGAGCGACAUAAUUGUGAAUGUCAGUUAGAAAAACGAUCAAAUUUUGAAUGAACUCGAUCAAUGUAGAUUCUGUCCUCAUUUUAAAAUCCAUAAACUGUUUUCUUUUUCUUAUUCUCUUCAUUUCCACGUGAACACGUCUAUCUAUUUCACACCAAGAUCAUUUUUCGAAACGAUUAAAAUUUCACACGUCUGCAUUUUAUGUAUUGUUGAGAAAUCGCAUUGUGCUCUUAUCUCUUGCUCGUUCACGUUAUAUCAACGCGCUUUUUAAAUAUCCCAUAUAUAAAUGUGAAUCAACAACAAUAAAAACACAUAUUCAUUCGUUCUGUCGAUCGUUCGUGCGACGAUUCAUUGUAAUUGUGUCCAUACACAAGAAGCGAUUUCUUUUGUCAUUUUUUUUUCAAUCGUACCAACAUUCAACCAGCCAACAGAGGUAAAAACAAUAGCAAUUGCAUUUUAGUGUUAAGUUAUUAUUUUUGAAAAUGUAAUUUAAAGAAAAAUCGAUUGAAAUAAAACUGACAAUUCUAAACUGUAAAA
Messenger RNA from Sitodiplosis mosellana (orange wheat blossom midge), 2850 nucleotides. RefSeq names its product calnexin (gene Cnx99A). Lineage: Eukaryota; Metazoa; Arthropoda; Insecta; Diptera; Cecidomyiidae. The coding region runs from base 335 to 2116 and encodes 593 amino acids. The transcript is spliced from 10 exons. Gene Ontology annotation, cellular component: endoplasmic reticulum; endoplasmic reticulum membrane. Gene Ontology annotation, molecular function: calcium ion binding. The record is from RefSeq and is a predicted model, not a curated record. Gene Ontology annotation, biological process: protein folding.